AUGGUUCCGCACGUUCCUAAUGCCCGAUCCGAAUCCUACGGCUCGACUCAAAAGCUGCUCUCACGCUCCUCAAUACCAUGCUCCCCCUCCUCAUCUGCUUUUGAGUCGACUCAAAAGCUGCUCUCACGCUCCUCGCUACCAUGCUCCCCCUCCUCAUCUGCUUUUGAGUCGACUCAAAAGCUGCUCUCACGCUCCUCACUACCAUGCUCCCCCUCCUCAUCUGCUUUUGAGUCGACUCAAAAGCUGCUCUCACGCUCCUCACUACCAUGCUCCCCCUCCUCAUAUGCCCCCCAGCACGCCAGUCCUCUUCCUCUGCUGCCCUCAACCUGCCCCACAAGCUCAAGCACUCCAAUCCUCUGUCUCUGCUGCCCUCUCAACCCGCCCCACAAGCGCCAACGCGCUCUCCUCACAGCCACCUCCUUGCUCCCUUUUGUCUUCUCCCCACCCCUCCUCCCUCUCUCUUCUCUCCCACCCUUUCCCCACACACAGGCACUCCAAUCCUCUGUCUCUGCUGCCCUCAACCCGCCCCACAAGCGUCAGCGCCCUCUCCUCACGGCCACCUCGCUACCCCACCCUGCCUCCCACACCUCUCGCUCCUUCACCUCUGCGGCUGCGGCUGCUGCAGCUGCAGCUGCUGCUGGCGGCGGUGCUGCGUCAGGUGGAUUCUCAGGUGCUGGUUCAGGUGGGAAGCUAGCCCUAACAGGGUCCGGUGCUAGUGCAGGUGUCAGUGUUGCCACUAGCGCUGGUGCUAAUGUUGCAGCUAGUGCCACAUCGGCCAUGGGGAGAGAUCCAGCUGCUGCAGUGCCCGGGGUAAAGAAGCGGCAUCUGCAGCAACAGCAGCCACAGUUUCACUUUCUCUCGUCCCACCCUCCCUCCUCCACCACCGUCCCCUCUGCUGCCUCCAACCCUCAUUUCUUCUUCAGCAGCAAGAGCCUACGCACCUCGCCCUCCCACUCCUACACCUCUGCUGCUGUUCCCUCCCUCUCCUCUGGCCUUCCCCCCCACCCACAGUCUGCUCUUAUCCGCACACGCUCUGACCCAUCCCAACUCCUCGGUAUCCCCAGAAAGGGGAGCGGGAGGGGGGAAGGGUCACAGAGGGAGAGGGAGGGGGACGGAAUUUUGGAGGAGAGGGAGGAAGGAGAAGAGGCAGGGGAAAGGGAAGGGGGAGCGAUUUUGGAAGGAACGGAGGAAGGGGAAGGGGAAAGGGAAGUGGCAGAGGACAACCUGGUGAACCAGCGUGUGGCCACACACGCCCUCUCCAAGCAGGGCGCUCGCGUCGAGGUGGUGGGCAACGGGCAGCUCGCUCUCACCGCCAUGGAGGAGCGGGCGGCGUCGUUCGACCUCAUUCUCAUGGACAUUCAGAUGCCGGUGAUGGAUGGGCUGGAGGCCACUCGCCGCAUCCGCCAGCUGGAAACUUCCAGGAGGCGACUCUCGGGCAGCAAAGCAGCACGGCAGCACCACAAGGGGCAGCAGCACGGGCAGAAGGACGGGAAAGAAGGGGGAGGGUCAGGGGAGAGGGAGGAGGGGCGGGAGGAGGGGGAGGGGGAGAGGGAAGAAGGAUAG
Messenger RNA from Closterium sp. NIES-65, 1563 nucleotides. The record is from the annotation of a GenBank genome assembly. Lineage: Eukaryota; Viridiplantae; Streptophyta; Zygnematophyceae; Desmidiales; Closteriaceae.